AUGAAUGAUUUGAUUAUUAAGAAUAAUAAAAAGGGAAGCUGCGAUGUGAUUAUAAAAUAUAAAUGUAAAAAGUCAGAUGAGAAUAUAAAAAGAAGAAAGAGUUCACAUAAAUAUAUAAAAAAUAAGAGUGUCGUAUUAGGUCGAAGCAUAAUGACAAAUAAGAAGGAGAAAUUAAAAGGAGCUUUAAAAUACAAAGGAUCAAAAAAAGAGAUAAAAAUAUGUAAUAAGAAAAGUAUGAUAAAAAAUGACAAAGAUGAAAAUACAACUUUAAAAUCUAUGAAAAGUGACAAUUUUAAAUUUUCAAGAAGAGGAUUUAUUCUGAGUUUUACUGGUAAUUUAGAAGAUUUUUAUAAUUUAUCAAAAGAACCAUUAGGUAAAGGUACAUAUGGAUGUGUAUAUAAAGCAACCGACAAAUUAUUAAAAAUAUCGAGAGCUGUAAAAGUAGUAUCUAAAAAGAAAUUAAAGAAUAUACCAAGGUUUAGACAAGAAAUAGAUAUUAUGAAAAAUCUAGAUCAUCCUAAUGUAGUAAAAUUGCUUGAAACGUUUGAAGAUAGUAAUCAAAUAUAUUUAGUAAUGGAGUUAUGUACGGGUGGGGAAUUAUUUGAUAAAAUAGUAAAAAAGGGUUGCUUUGUAGAAACGUUUGCAUCAUUUAUUAUGAAACAAAUAUUUUCUGUCUUAAAUUAUUUACAUAUAAGAAAUAUUUGUCACAGAGAUAUUAAACCUGAGAACUUUCUAUUCUAUGAUAUGACACCUGAAUCGUUAAUAAAAAUUAUAGAUUUUGGAUUGGCUUCUUAUUUUACUCAUAAUAAUUAUGAAAUGAAGACCAAAGCAGGGACUCCGUAUUAUGUAGCUCCUCAGGUAUUAACCGGUUCGUAUAAUUAUAAAUGUGAUAUGUGGUCUUCUGGUGUCUUAUUUUAUAUAUUGUUGUGUGGUUACCCUCCCUUUUUUGGAGAAAGUGAUCACGAAAUAUUGAGCAUGGUAAAGAAGGGGAAGUAUCAAUUUAAAGGAAAGGAGUGGAAUAACAUAUCCGAAGAAGCAAAAGAUUUAAUAAAAAGAUGUCUUACAAUGGACGCUGAUAAAAGAAUAUGUGCGAGUGAAGCUUUACAACAUCCUUGGUUUAAAAAAAAAAAAUAUGCUUUUAAUAUGGAUAUGAAAAUGGAUAUACAUGUAUUAGAAAACUUUAAGAACUAUGGACUUUUAUUAAAAUUUCAGAAAUUAGCUAUGACGAUAAUAGCACAACAAAGUAAUGAUUAUGAUGUUGAAAAAUUAAAAUCAACUUUCUUAGUAUUAGAUGAAGAUGGAAAGGGAUAUAUAACUAAAGAACAAUUAAAAAAAGGAUUAGAAAAAGAUGGAUUAAAAUUACCCUACAAUUUUGAUUUGUUGUUAGAUCAAAUCGAUAGUGAUGGCAGUGGGAAAAUUGAUUACACGGAAUUUAUUGCAGCUGCUUUAGACAGAAAGCAAUUAUCCAAGAAAUUAAUAUAUUGUGCCUUUAGGGUCUUUGACGUAGACAAUGACGGGGAAAUCACCACGGCAGAAUUGGCCCACAUACUUUAUAAUGGAAAUAAAAAAGGCAACAUAACUCAAAGGGACGUCAACAGGGUUAAAAGGAUGAUUCGGGAUGUUGACAAAAACAACGACGGAAAGAUUGAUUUUCAUGAAUUUUCAGAAAUGAUGAAGCUAAAAUUUUAA
Molecule: messenger RNA, 1689 nt
Organism: Plasmodium falciparum 3D7
Lineage: Eukaryota; Apicomplexa; Aconoidasida; Haemosporida; Plasmodiidae
Gene: CDPK3
Product: calcium-dependent protein kinase
Exons: 5
Coding region: 1-1689 (562 amino acids)
Source: RefSeq, a predicted model, not a curated record